AACAAAAAACAAAACAAAAAAACCAUAAAAUAAUAAGAAUAUAUCUAUAAAAAAAAAAUAACAAAAAAAAACUAACAUUAGUAGAGUGUAAAUGUAUUUUAAACAAGAAGUUCUUUAGUUUCGUUAACGCCACACACACACCGACACACACCCACACACAAACACCAACACAAGCAAACAACCCGCCCAGCCACGCCCAUGUUUAAGUUAAUGGGCCUGGCAUGGUAUGGCCGUCGUGGAAGCAUCCCAAAGUUUAUGAGUUUUGUUUUUUGAAAAUUUAUUUUAUGCUUUGUAAAUAAUUACGUACACCGUUGCCUUGACUUUGACAUUGUCUUUGUGUAUGUUUCGUAGUGCUGAAGAAAUACAGUUACAAGCCAAAUACUAAUACGAAUACUAACCCUAAAGAACUAAGAUUAAACAAGCAAACAAAACUAACCAACUAACUAACAAAACUAAGAGUUAACCAAAUGCGAAAUAAUUGUCUUAACUAUCCCUUCCCGCCCACUCUCUCUCUCUCUCAAAACCAACCAAAAACUCGAUUCGAUUUCGAUUCGUUUCGAAUCUCCAAUACAAAUCGUUAUCGUAAUCGUACUCGUACUCGUACUCGUCCUCGUACCGUUAUCUCUCACGUAACCACCACUCAACCAAAAACCACCAAAAACCACCAAAAACCACCAUCAACCAUGAUAUCACCACAAUCAAAAACCGAAAAUACAAACGAAUUCCCGAACCGAACCGUACCGAACCGAAUCAAGAAUGAGAAAAAUCAAAUUAUGAAAUCAAACGUUUGGUUACGUUUGGUUUGGUACGACUACCAGCUGCAGUGGGAUGAGGCCGACUACGGCGGCAUCGGGGUGCUCCGUCUGCCCCCCGACAAGGUUUGGAAGCCGGACAUUGUGCUCUUCAAUAACGCCGAUGGCAACUACGAGGUCCGCUACAAGUCCAACGUGCUCAUCUAUCCCACUGGCGAGGUGCUGUGGGUGCCGCCGGCCAUCUACCAGAGCUCCUGCACCAUCGAUGUCACCUACUUCCCCUUCGACCAGCAGACCUGCAUCAUGAAGUUCGGCUCGUGGACCUUCAACGGCGACCAGGUGUCGCUGGCCCUCUACAACAACAAGAACUUUGUCGAUCUAUCCGAUUACUGGAAGUCGGGCACCUGGGACAUCAUCGAGGUGCCCGCGUACCUCAAUGUCUACGACGGGGACAGCACCCAUCCCACCGAGACGGACAUCACCUUCUAUAUCAUCAUUCGGCGCAAGACCCUCUUCUACACGGUCAAUUUGAUCCUGCCCACGGUGCUGAUUUCCUUCCUCUGUGUGCUGGUCUUCUAUCUGCCAGCCGAGGCGGGCGAAAAGGUAACCCUUGGCAUUAGUAUUCUCCUGUCACUGGUUGUGUUCCUGUUGCUCGUGUCGAAAAUUCUGCCGCCCACAUCGCUGGUGCUGCCACUGAUCGCCAAGUAUCUGCUGUUCACCUUCAUCAUGAACACGGUCUCCAUUCUGGUGACGGUGAUCAUCAUCAACUGGAACUUCCGCGGUCCGCGCACCCACCGCAUGCCCAUGUACAUACGCUCGGUGUUUCUGCACUAUCUGCCGGCGCUGCUGUUCAUGAAGCGUCCGAGGAAGACCCGCCUCCGCUGGAUGAUGGAAAUGCCGGGCAUGAGCAUGCCCGCACACCCGCAUCCCUCGUACGGCUCGCCGGCAGAGCUGCCCAAGCAUAUCAGCGCCAUCGGUGGCAAGCAGUCCAAAAUGGAGGUCAUGGAGCUGUCCGACUUGCAUCAUCCGAACUGCAAGAUCAACCGGAAGGUCAACAGCGGUGCCGAGCUGGGCCUAGGCGACGGCUGCCGUCGCGAGAGCGAGUCCUCCGACUCCAUUCUGCUCUCGCCCGAGGCGAGCAAGGCCACCGAGGCGGUUGAGUUCAUAGCCGAACAUUUGCGCAACGAGGAUCUCUACAUACAGACCCGCGAGGAUUGGAAGUACGUGGCCAUGGUGAUCGAUCGCCUGCAGUUGUACAUCUUCUUUAUUGUGACAACGGCCGGCACGGUUGGCAUUCUCAUGGAUGCCCCACAUAUCUUCGAGUACGUCGAUCAGGAUCGCAUCAUCGAGAUCUACAGGGGAAAGUAAGGAGGCAUUUAGCUCGGCUCGGGGACGGGCCAAAUUGAAAAUGGUUAACAGCAUUGCAAACGCAACAAUAAUAAGCAAAAGACAAGACAAGAGAAGAGAAAAACAAUGAGAAAAUUGCAACAAUUAAAGCGGAUUUUUAGAAUUUACUAAUUAAACGAAAACGAAAACUAAACGAAUAAUGGCUUGAGCAAAAUUACACACUAAUACAACUAACUAACGUAAACGUAAGCGUUAAAGAACACACACACACACCCACACAAACACACACAGACGAAGUGGCACUCUGUGGGGAGGGGAGGGAGUACGCGUACACUAACUAAAAACUAAAACUAAAACUAAAACUAAAUGCAAAUAGUUAUUCAACCAGCAAGAACAAAUGUUUAACAAUUAAAUCAAAACAACAACCUAGUGGAAUUGUGCGUAACUUUAUAAUUUUAAUAACGAAAAUUAGCUAAUAUACAUAUAUACUAAAAUCUAGACGGAGAGUUUAAGUUUAAGUGCAAUAAUACACGCAAGGGUGGAGUGGAUGUGUUGUUUUUUUUUUCGAGAACUUUGUUAUGUUGAAGUCACCCUAAACUUAAGUAAAACAAUUUUACAUUUAAGCAAAAGGAAAAUCACACAGAAUUUCACAAUUUGUAAAUGCUUCACAAUCGAUCACAGCUCCAGCUACCAUAAGGAGAGCCCCCCUCACCCCAAAACAAACAAAAAAAAACCAAACGAAAAGCCAAUAAAAAUGCAAAGUUAAUUAAUAGAGA
Molecule: messenger RNA, 2875 nt
Organism: Drosophila miranda
Lineage: Eukaryota; Metazoa; Arthropoda; Insecta; Diptera; Drosophilidae
Gene: nAChRbeta1
Product: acetylcholine receptor subunit beta-like 1
Exons: 4
Coding region: 468-2120 (550 amino acids)
Biological process (GO): signal transduction; regulation of membrane potential; chemical synaptic transmission
Cellular component (GO): neuron projection; postsynaptic membrane; synapse
Molecular function (GO): transmembrane signaling receptor activity; acetylcholine-gated monoatomic cation-selective channel activity
Source: RefSeq, a predicted model, not a curated record